Symbiodinium natans is the source of this 2523-nucleotide messenger RNA. The record is from the annotation of a GenBank genome assembly. Lineage: Eukaryota; Dinophyceae; Suessiales; Symbiodiniaceae.
AUGGUUCUGCUCAAGCUACAAAGACAUCAUAGUGACAUAGUGGAUAUCAUCCGCCUGAUUCAGAAGGUGGUGGCCGUGGCAGUUGGACUCAUGCGGGCCAUUACUGCAAGAGAUGAUGAAUGGCUUUUCGUGGACGGGGCCAAUGCUGACGACUCUGCUGCUGCCGCUGGCACGCAGAACGCUGGUGCAAGUACCUGUGAGAGCAAGAGUGGGCACACUCGCAAAAGAAAGUUCAAGCAGGGAUCAUUGAUGGAUGUCUUGAGUCGCAGUGGUCUUCCAGCAGGACCAGAUUCAUUGCAAGCUAUGUUUGAAUAUCCCUCCGAGUUUGUGCGUCACAUGUUUGCAGAUCCUCAGAAAGCCAAGCAAUGCAAGAACCUCUUGCAGCAUGGCCUGAUUGACUAUUCUGACUACUCAGGCAUGGCUACUGAACGGGAAUGCAAGCGACUUCUCUUGCAGGUCUUGAAAGAAGAGCAUGGCUUCCACGUUGAGCACUGGUUCACGAGGGCCUGUGAUAUAGACCAGAGCUGCCAAGACAUCUUGGUUGAGAUGUCAAAGAACCUCGAUGGUGGCAGCUGCUGUGUCUUCAGAGACAUCCGGCACCAAAUUGAUGAGGUUGCUCAGAAGUGGUGCGCCGCCACUGACCCUGCCUUAAAUUCCAAUUUGAAAGGGGCAGACGCUCCUUCUUUUGAGGCAAUGGAAGCCGCGUACUCCGACAUUCGGGACUAUCUACUUCGACAUGCACACUGGGCAGUCAACCAGGAGCACCGGGCCUUGUGCGUUGCCCAUGAGACACUCUGUGUUGUGAACCCUCCACGAGAAGACAGGCCAAAACCUCAGGCGCUAAUCGUGGCAAGCGCCGGCAAUGUUUGCGUGGGCUGGAGUUCUGAAGGUAAGCGGGCUAGGGGGGCGCACCCCAGCCAACACCCGCUUGCAUGCUGGGUGGCCCAGCGUCUCCAUCUUGCUAGAGAACAGCAGGAGGACAUGUUUACACAGGAGUGCACGCCCAUGUUUGACAUCAACUCCAACAUCGCUCAACCGCUCCAGGAAACGCACCUGGUCUUGCACGUUGUUGCCGGGCCACGCUUGAUUGGUUGGCCAACGUCACGUGACAGAAUCCUCAGUGUGGGGUUGAACAGGCACACGUUAGUGUGGACAGGUCCUCCUCCAGAGAAAGUGCAGGAACACUUCGAGUCAUUGUGGGGCAGGUCACCCCAAGUCAAUGGUGAUGUCUUCUUUCAGGAAGGUCCGGAUGUGCAGUUGCAGUUCUUGCAUGAAGCCAUGCGGAAGGGGGGCUAUGAGCAUGACCCAUUUGCCCACAGCCUCCAGGCCACAGACCGUCGCAUUCUCCAGUAUGCCUUGGCCCCAGGGCAGUUGCAGAGGCUGGAAAAGUAUCAAGAGCUCCAAGACGAGUUUAGUGCCAUUGACGGCACUUUCAUCGUUGACUUGGACCAUUGGCCCCACAGUCCAGGGCCAGGCUAUGGUCCAAUGUUCCCGGUCCUCUUGCGACAUGGAACCGUGGUGAAUUUGGCCACCUGGCAAAUGGCGAUGCCCCGAGACCGGUUGCUCUCUCUUGGCUUUCACGCGCAUGAGUGUGUGGGUGAGCGUUUCUGGUGGCCGUUGACAGAGACGGUUCUGGGCUGCAGUGAUCGUGUCAUCAAACAGCUGACUGGAAACUCGCAGUGCUUACCGGUCAUCUAUGCUUGGCAUCUUUACGUGUUCUGUCACACGUGCAGGAGAGAGAUUCCUGAUGUCUGGAAGGAGCGUGUUGGAGUGCCGCCAGAAACGUCAGAAACCGACAGCGAGGCAGCCACUGAGAAGCUUGGAGUGGCCUUUGCUGUUUCAACCCGCUUUGAGCGUGCUAGCUUGCUGACCAUGGCUGUUCAAGCUCAGGAUGUGCAAAAUCACGCUCGACCUGCUGCCAAUGAAGACCAGCAAGCUGCUCAUGCUGCGUUGCCCGUUGCUCCAGUGGACAGGGACAGGGCCCGCAUACCUAGGUAUGGCAAUUUGCAGACCAGGUUUUACCAGAUUUUGGAGCAGUUGCCAACAGUCGCACUUCCCCUGCGACCGCCGCGGGGCCAGUUCAUGUAUCGAUUGUCCCCCAUUGCUGGUCGCAAGAUUGGAAUUGUGGUGGAUCUUCGGGGAACCAUGCGUGUUGAUCAUCCCCGCAUCAGCCGCAGUUUCACUUUUGUUGGUCCAGGGGACGCGGGUGAUGCUUUCCGCCAAGCUGAGGCUCUCAUGUACAAGUGGACGAAGAAGGAAAAGCAGGGAUUGCCGCUACGUCCAGCUUUGGCCGCUCUAGGCUAUGGCGACAAUGUCCAUGUGCAGGGCCGUGGUGUUGUGCAGAGGCCAGCAGCACCAGCGCCAGAGGAGGCGUCUGGUAGCUCUGACUCUGACUGCACUCGAAGUUGGUCGGAUGCUGAUGAUUUGCUGGACCGUGGCGCAAACAAUGAGAAUGAUAACAGUCAUGCUGGCCGCCGCCGCCGCCCUAAUGCCCCGGGCCCGGUUGCGGGAGCGUCCCGCUAG